AUGAAACCUCAAAGUCCCAAGAACAGCCUUCUUUACAAGAACUUCGAAAAGCACGCAGCUGCUCGCGUCGAGUCCGGAGCCGGCAUUUUCUUGAACAUUGACGAUGGAAGACGUAUUCUCGAUGCUACGAGCGGAGCAGCAGUGGCCUGUCUGGGAUAUGGAGACCGGGAGGUCCAAGAAGCCAUGAUUGAUCAGAUGCAGCAGAGUGUAUCAUACUGUCAUCCCGGAUUCUACACCACAGGACCCGCCGAGGAUCUUGCCGACUUUCUCGUCGACUCCACCGAUGGCCGCAUGUCCAAGGCUGUUCUUUGCGGAUCAGGUUCGGAAGCUGUUGAGGUGGCCGUCAAAUUGGCCAAGACAUACUUUGACAGCCGCAGGAGUCCCGAACCGAAGCGUACACGCUUCAUCUCCCGCAAUGGGGCCUGGCAUGGCGCAACUUUGGGCGCUCUGACUCUCGGAGACUUCAAGAAUCGCAAGGACCCGUUCAUGUCGCUGAUUCCCCAGAAUGCAUCCCGUGUAUCUGCAUGCAGCACAUAUCGCGGCUUGAAAGCGGGCGAAAGCGAAGAAGCAUAUGUGGAGCGCUUGGCUCAAGAGUUGGACGAUGAGUUCCAGAGGGUUGGUUCCCAUACGGUUUGCGCCUUCGUUGCCGAGACCGUGGGUGGAAGUGCGAGUGGCUGUGCACUUCCUGUCCCAGGGUAUUUCCGAGCGAUGAAAUCCGUGUGCGAGAAGUAUGGUGCACUGCUGAUUCUCGACGAAGUCAUGUGUGGAAUGGGUCGAACGGGCACUCUUCACGCCUGGGAGCAAGAAGGCGUUGUCCCCGAUCUUCAGGUGGUGGGCAAGGGCCUCGGUGCUGGCUACGGAACCAUCUCCUCCGUACUCAUCAACUCCUGGCUCGUCGAAGCGCUCCAAUCUUCCGGCAAGUCUUUUGCUCAUGGMCAGACAUACAUGUCCAAUCCCUUGGCGGCUGCAGCAGCGUUGAGGGUGCAAACCAUCAUUCAGAGGGAGGCCUUGGUCGCCAACGUUCGCGAGAAGGGCGAGUACCUUGGCAAGGUCCUUCGCGAGAGACUCUCCGAUCAUCCCUACGUGGGAGAUAUCCGAGGAAGGGGCUUAUUCUGGACGGUCGAGUUCGUCAGCGAUAAGGUGACCAAGCUGCCUUUCCCUAUCGCCAUGAAUUUGCACGGUCUACUGCAUGCGAGAGGCAUGAGCAAGGGCUAUGAGAUUGCUCUCUUCAACGCCUCGGGCACAUUCGAUGGGUACGCGGGUGACCAUUUUCUGAUCUGUCCACCAUACAUUGUCUCCGAGAUGGAUAUUGAUGAUAUUGUAAGCCGCGUCGUACGGGUCAUCGACGACACUUUUGCUGGUCUGACGCAAUUUGUGGCGUGA
Ramularia collo-cygni is the source of this 1383-nucleotide messenger RNA. RefSeq names its product related to ornithine aminotransferase. Gene Ontology annotation, cellular component: cytosol. Lineage: Eukaryota; Fungi; Ascomycota; Dothideomycetes; Mycosphaerellales; Mycosphaerellaceae. The record is from RefSeq and is a predicted model, not a curated record. The transcript has 3 exons. Gene Ontology annotation, molecular function: transaminase activity; pyridoxal phosphate binding. The coding region runs from base 1 to 1383 and encodes 460 amino acids.